Paramormyrops kingsleyae is the source of this 2190-nucleotide messenger RNA. RefSeq names its product perilipin 1 (gene plin1). Gene Ontology annotation, biological process: lipid metabolic process. Lineage: Eukaryota; Metazoa; Chordata; Actinopteri; Osteoglossiformes; Mormyridae. The record is from RefSeq and is a predicted model, not a curated record. Gene Ontology annotation, cellular component: lipid droplet.
UCCCGCAUGCGUUUUACUGUACCGCUUUGCUCAUUUACACAGGAACUGAUUACUGUUCUUUCAGACUAUAUUUUCUUUCAAUUACAUGAUAUUGUGCUGAAGGUGUUCACGUCACUAAUUAAUUUAAUUAUUUAUUUUAAAAAGAUUAAUUGAAGUAUGGCACCUGGGCCAGAAGACUCCACCCAGCCGCAGGGUGGCGUGCUUGUCCGCCUCCUUCAGCUGCCCAUGGUCAGCGCCACCCGCCAGGUCCUGCAGGAGACCUACAGCAGCACAAAGCAGACGCACCCGCUCAUCUGCACCGUCUGCGGGGUCUACGAGCGCGGGGCCAGAAAGGCUGGCAGCCUGGCCGUGUGGACCAUCCAGCCGGCCAUCCACAGGCUGGAGACGCACAUUUCAGCUGUCGAUGUCCUGGCCUGCAAAGGGCUCGAUCGGCUGGAGGAGAGGAUCCCAGCUCUGCAGUACCCCCCCGAUAAGCUGGCCGCCGGAAUCGCGGAGAUGGUGACCUCCACUGUGCAGUCUGCCCGUGAGGGUAUCUCCAGGCCCUUCGCCAGUACCUCAGACAAGGCCUUGGGCGUCGCCUCCAGCGGCUACCAGCUGACCUGGAGCGCCGUGAGUGGCGGGGUGGAUUACGUGCUGAACAGUGCCCCCGUGCGGCUAGCUGGGGAAGGGGCCGACACCGCCCUUACCCUGACUGAGCACCUCGUCAGCUACCUCCUGCCUGCGUCUGCAGAGGAAAUGGAGAAGGACACGUCCUGGCAGCAGGAGUUGGACACUAGCGGGGACGCCGUCCAGCCCAGCUACAAGCGGCUAGGUUCCCUCUUUGCCGUCGUGUGCCGGCGUACGUAUGACAGGACGGCACGGGGCAUGCAGCACACUGGCGCUCGGGGGCGUGACCUUGCCCUCAGCAUUCCGGGGGUGUCCCCGUUGGCUGGUUUCACCUGGAGGAACCUAGAGAAGGCUGGGGGCUUGGCUCUUGGCCUCCAGAACUCGGUGGUGGGGCUGGUCACUGGGACGGUGAAGCAGAGCAACAAGGAGAAGAGGAAGAAGGAGGGCGAGCUGCUGAAGCUCCCUGGGCCGAGCGCAGAGGAGGGGGCAGAAGCUGUCCCCCCCAGCAAGGGCAACGUACCCCGUGAUCAGGUGUCCAACGGCAGCGCCCAGGAGCAGAAGGAUGACACGGGAGACCCCGGUGGCGAGGAGGGGGGCUCAGCCAGACCCUACGGAGCCAGGUGGCAGUCCCACCAGCAGAGGGCGCCCGAGGCGAAAGGGUCACAGGGUGGCCCCCGCCCUGCCAGCAUGCUCCCACAGCCGGAGUCUGGGCGAGUCGAGGGCACGCAUUCCCCAGGCUCUUCGCAAGUGCGCAUGCCCCCCCCCACCUCACACACCGUGGCCAAGAAGGAUUGAAGACCCUCCAGGGGGAUGGGGCAUGGGCCGGGGUGGGGGGGGGGUGUUUGCUGGAGGCUACAGGGACCCAUCUGUACCUGUACCUGGCUUCGCUCUAGCUGUGCUUUGUUCUGCAGGUCUGACAGGAGGAGGCAUGGUGUUGGGUUUAAGGUAACAAAAGGGAUCAUCUGGGAUUCUCUCUGGGCACCCCUGCAGUGCCUGGUGUGUGGGGGGGGGGAGUGAUGGCUGAUGGGGUAGCUUCUGCAUCCGCUAUGCUAAACGGUUAGCAAAAUGUAAGCACAUAAUUCUCAUGCAAAGGCACGCCGAUGUAUUAGCGCUUACGAAUUGAGUGAUGAAAUAUUUAUGAACGAGUGCUUAUGUAACUACGAACAAUCUGAUUGGCUGUUAAUUAGCCAUUUAGGGUGCACCUUUCACCAGUCUCGCCGCCCACUAAAGGAAGCUGACGACGACCUGCGAGUUGGAAUAUUGGGGUCUUAUUUUCCUGGGGAGGGCCUGUCCGGAGGGUGCGGGGCUUUUGCACUGUCAGCGUGAUGUAUGUUCACAGUGUGGGGGGGGGGGGGGUGUCUGGUCUUGUAGACUUGCUGCCUCCAUUGCAGCAGAACCUAAGCGAGGGUCUGGUGAAAAGCCCGCGUGAGCUGCUGUGUGCACUAACGCUUGGGUGUUGUAUUCGGCAAGUGAAAACACGACUUACGGAAUCACUCUGCUGGUUUAUCUGGGGAAUAAAAUGUUUUUUACACUGAUUGGCUAAACUGCACUUCUCUGUAAUGUGUGUUUCAUUGUUUAAAAAAA